Messenger RNA from Amphimedon queenslandica, 1135 nucleotides. RefSeq names its product protein RTF2 homolog. The record is from RefSeq and is a predicted model, not a curated record. Gene Ontology annotation, biological process: mitotic DNA replication termination. NCBI's taxonomy places the organism in Eukaryota, Metazoa, Porifera, Demospongiae, Haplosclerida, Niphatidae. Gene Ontology annotation, cellular component: nucleus. The transcript is spliced from 7 exons. The coding region runs from base 57 to 1013 and encodes 318 amino acids.
UUUCCAUCUUGUUCUUGUUCUUCUUGCUUUUAGGAAGUGAAGUUGGUUUCUUCAUUAUGGGUUGCGAUGGUGGAACGAUCCCUCGUAGAGAUGAGAUGGUUAAACUGAAGAAAAAGGCCGAAAAGGCCGAGAAAGAUAUUGCUUUAGCAGCUAAAUGGCGUCACUGUGCUAUUAGUGCUGAGAAACUAAGCCAACCUAUUGUAGCUUGUGAGUUAGGAAGGCUCUAUAACAAGGAGGCCAUUUUGCUGGCACUACUAGAUAAACCAAACCUACCAGAGAAUGCAUCACACAUUCGCUCAUUGAAGGAUGUAUAUGAGUUGCAAUUGACUCCUAAUCCCGGUUUCAAGGACAGUGAGAAGUACACUGACGUCCAGUCAUCGCAAUACAUAUGUCCAGUCACUGGACUUGAAAUGAGCGGUCAUCAUGGCUUCUGCUUUAUAAGGACAUGUGGCUGUACUAUAUCUGAGAAAGCAAUGAAAGAAGUUCCAUCUGAAACUUGUCAUAAAUGUGCUAAGGCUUUCGUGAAGGAGGAUGUUAUCAUUUUAAAUGGAACUGAUGCCGAAGUGCAGAAGAUGGCAGAGAAUAUGGAGGAGAGGAGAAAGAAAGCCAAACUGAGCAAAAGAAAGAGAAAAGCAGUCUCACAGCAAGUGGAGCAGGAGUUGACUAGUGAUGGUAGUUCUGCUAGCAGUGCCCAGACUAGUAGUGGUUCCUCUGACAAUUCACCUUCAGACCCAGCAUCUGUGCCAAAAUUACUCGACCCCGAUUCAGCUCAGAAAUUACCGGACCCAGUAUCGGUUGCUGGAUCAAAGGCUACUGUAAAGAAGCCUAAACUAACAGCUGGGAAGCAGUCGAUGAAAGUGUGUCCUCCACCAGCAACUAGUGAUAAGACAAAGACUAAGAAGAAACCGGCUGUAGAGACUAGAGAUGCUUAUCGUUCUCUUUUCACUUCUUCUCAUCCUACCAGACCCAAGGAACUAACUUCUAAUUGGGUCACCUACUUUCCAUAUCAUUAAGCAUACUUUAACUAAUUAUUAUCCUGUAUUUGUAAUUAUUAUUAUUAUUAAUGAUAAGUGUAAUUUUACUGACAGUUUAUUCUAAUUGUUUUGAUUGCAAACCUUUACAUUUCAUCGUUAAA